Penicilliopsis zonata CBS 506.65 is the source of this 3072-nucleotide messenger RNA. RefSeq lists its product as hypothetical. Bases 312 to 2798 code for a protein of 828 amino acids. The transcript has 4 exons. Lineage: Eukaryota; Fungi; Ascomycota; Eurotiomycetes; Eurotiales; Aspergillaceae. The record is from RefSeq and is a predicted model, not a curated record.
ACCUACUACCUACCUACCUACCUACCACCCCUCAUGAAUUCAGUCACCCAUCCCCGAUCCAUCGAACAGGAAACCGCCUGUGUUUGACCAACCAGCCAGUGAGCUGAGCACAAGGGUGAGCGAGACCUUGAUCCAUCGAACAGGAAACCGCCUGUGUUUGACCAACCAGCCAGUGAGCUGAGCACAAGGGUGAGCGAGACCUUGAUCUCUCGGGUCGCCCUUGUUGGCUACCACCGCCGCCAUCACCACCACCACCACCACCACCAACACCAACACCAACACCACCCCCUCCCCCUUCCCACCCAUCAGCCAUGGCGAUCUGGCCGUUCGGCCGCAAGAAUAAGCGGCAUACGAUUCAGUUUGGGACCUCGGAUACCGCAGGGAUCCCGUCCCUGUCUACCUCAGAGUCCGCGCCCGGACUAGUCAGGAAACCAUCUCGCAAGCGAUCCAAGCGUCAGAAGCAACAGCGAUACUCGCAACCCCCGGAGGACGGGUCCUUUACCGCCGCGCCCUUUUAUCAUACCGGUGGCCCCCUAUCCGAGGUUGAUGGGCACUCCAAGAAGAGCAGCAGUCGGAAUCCCUCGGUGCGCCACGACCUGCAUUUCGAUGACCACACCUCUCGCUCGAGUGUGGGGGGAGGACAACAUGAGAAGCACCAGGGGGGGUCCGUCAUCGGGAGGACUUCGUCGAUACUCCGACGGAAACCCAGCCAGAGCAACAACAACAAUAACAAUAAUGGGCCCUCAGUACUGCGGAGGAAGUUGAGCAAACGAAAAGCCAACGAGAUCGCCAGAGAGCACGAGAUCCGUCUGCUGUCCUCCUCUCCCAUCGAUAUCCCCCGGCGACCCGUCGCCCUGGUUCACGAUAACUUUUCCGUCGAUACCGGCCGCACACCCCGGGCGACCAGUCGACGCUCCGACCGUCAUCUCUCCGCCGAUCCGGGCCUUUUCAUCCGCGACUCCGCCGCUUCCUCCAUGACUGACAUCUCCGAGUCAUAUACCUUCAAAGUCAACGCGUUUGCUGCCUGGACGCCGCGACCGGCCAUCCGCUACGUCGAGACUCCCCGCACCCCCCGUGCACUGUCGGCGGCCUCCACACGGCGUGAGAAACGGCCGGUCCUGUCCAUCUCCGAAGAGGACAUCCAGUCAAAGAAGCGGGUCGAGGAGCUGGCUGAUGAUCUGGACGCCGGGGCCUUGAGAGAACUGUUGGAACGGGAUCGGCGUCGCCGCGAGCGGAAGCGAUUGGACGAACAGGAACGCCUACAACGCCGACUUCAACGCCGAGCCGAGCGACAGCAGCAGGAGGACCGCCGGGCCGCCGAAGAACUGUCCACUGGCCAUGUCACUGACGAGGGUUUCGUGGAGGUCCCUCGUGGCAGGUCAAUCAUAACAAAUGCUACUACUACCACCACCACCACCACCACCACUACCACUACCACCUCCACCAACGCCGACGAUUUCAUCUCGGCGGACCCUUCCACUCGUGCGGGAGAGCCACGAGACCGUGAGGUCGUUGCGGCUGCUCCGACUAACCCAACAGGCUCCUGGCUCCGUGACCCCUCCAAGGAUAGCAAACGCAUGAGCCAGGAGUCCUUUGAGAGCGUUCACGUGAUAGGAAACCUGGAUGACAGCUCUAUCCGGGCGAAGAGACUGGGCCAGCGCCGGAGCCUGGCCCUCUCGCAGAGCACCGUUUCGGAUUCACCCCGGCGCCACGGAAUCGGCAGUGCCAACACCUCGCAGAUCUAUGACAUGGCGCGCGAGUCGACCUCGGACGUCUCGCGGACGAUCGACUCGGAACGACGCUUGUCGGAUACCAGCGGGAAACACAUGAGCUCGCUCUCGUCCUUCUUCCGCCGGGGCAGCUCACGACUCAAGCGGAGCUACCGGGAACGCGUGCACGACCACGCCUCCGACUUCUCCAACACCUCUCACGAAUCCUUUUUCAAGGUCCAAUCCCAACAAUCUUCUGGCCCGCCACCCUACACAGCACCCAAGACUUUCCUCCGUCCGGGCACAAUUCAGCGGCCCUUCUCCAAAUUCACCGAACAUUUUGACGAUGAUGAGCCCAUGUCUCCGCCAGACUCGCGUCUACAGUCCCCAGAUAUCCCAGAGACGAUCUUCGACCACUCUCCUCCGGACGAAGGGGAGGUGGUGGUGGAGGAGGAGGAGGAGGAGGAGGAGGAGGACACCUACCUGCACGUCGGUACCGACAUUCCCGUCUCAUCCGUCGCGAAUAAUUCGAAUGAAAGCUCAAGUCGUCACCGGUCGUGGGUCGUGGACAGCUUGGAUGCCGCCGCAGUGGCGGCCGAUAAUGUACCGUUGUCUCAGUCCCUGGCUUCGAUCGACUCGGAAGGCUCCUGGAUGUCCGGGCAAUUCCUACGUCGGAUCUCGAAGCGAGCCAGCACCAACCCCCGGGGCUCCAGCCUCGCAUCUACAAGCCGGUUCGCGGAUGGAGAGCAGCAGCAGAAACAGCUCCCCGGUGAGGACUACUUUGCCCGGUUCACGCCGUCCGGCGAUGAUGACGAUGAAGGUGACGACGACGACCACCAUCACCACCAUCACCACGACGACGAGGCACGGGAGUCGCCUGAAGACGACACGGUCAAUUUCGAGGUCGACUUGACUACUACAUCUCGACUGUCCCCCGCCGACGAAGCGGAGGAGACCUGGCAUGAGGAAGUUGCCAAGCGGCCGACGAUUGUCAAUCCCAUCCUUCGUCCCAAAUCCAACCAGGGGCUUUUAAACUACGUCUCAAUGAUUUCUGACGAGUCAUUAUUUCUAUUUACUAUUAUUCAUUGAUUCAGUAUCUCCCAGAUACUUGUACUCUAUUCUAAUUCCUCUUCUGCUCAUUUUUUACCUCCCCCCAUUCUCUCUCUCUCUCCCUCUCAAACCCCUCAUAUUGCUUUGCAUAGCAUUCCCCAUCUCACCCUAGUCACUCUUUACCUACCACCUUUCCUUUGUCUAGACAUAUGACUUCCAAGGGGCCAUGAUUGCCUCUAUGAACCCCAUCACCUUAAAGUACCCUGUACCUAAAUACUACUACUAGCCAGGCCAACUCCACAGCAUUCCAGAC